CAAAAAACAAAAGACUCACAUCUAUCAAAAAAAUGUAAAUAUUCGGUUCAAAAUUUUUCUCACUAAAUAUUAGAAUUUAUAACAAAAAUUUAAUGCGUUCGGAUCUAAAUUGAAUAUUCGGAAAAUACUCGUAAAGAACUAAAUAAUCAGAGUAAACUUUUAUCAUGGAAAUAAGAAGUAUUGGUGAAACGCAAAACUCUGAUAGAGAAUCUCUGAUCAUGGAAACAUUCAAAAACCCUGGAUUUCAUAGUCCGAGUAAUUAUAUCUCCUAUUCGAGCGUGAAGAAGAAAUUGAGUACGACAAUUUCAACUCCUACGACAUCUGCUGACAAAAAGUUUGUGGUUAUCGAAAAAAGUAAAGAAAAAUUCCAUCCAAUUCCCCUGCACGGUGCUCGGGGUCACUUGGGACUUUCUGUUAUAAAGCAAUCAGCCAAUAAUGUUGAAAAUAAUCCAAAAACUGUUAAGAAAUUCCCAAAGGACUAUGCCUCUCUGCAAAUAUUUAGAGAAGCAUUGAGAAAUUAUGUUAUACUUUGUAAAAAUGCAGUGAUGCUGUGGUUCUCGGUCCUGACCUACUCUUUCUUGUUCAAUCGAAAUUCUGGAAAAUGAAAUUGUAAACUAAAGACUGGCAAUAAAUAUUCCUAUGAUGUAAGAA
Messenger RNA from Belonocnema kinseyi, 651 nucleotides. RefSeq lists its product as uncharacterized. Bases 165 to 605 code for a protein of 146 amino acids. NCBI's taxonomy places the organism in Eukaryota, Metazoa, Arthropoda, Insecta, Hymenoptera, Cynipidae. The transcript is spliced from 3 exons. The record is from RefSeq and is a predicted model, not a curated record.